GAAGCGGGGCCGCGGGUGUGGACAGUGUGCGGGACGACCGGAGGAAGAUGACUUGUGUCACGUCGCUCGUGCCGCAUGUCUUCAUCACCACGUAUCUACUCUUCGUCAUGGGCAGCGUUGCACAGAAAGUGUACUUCGACUGUGGUGCCAAGGUGGAUGUGGUGGACGUCCAAGGCCUCAUUCUGUCUCCUGGCUUCCCCUACAACUACUCCUCUGGGACACACUGUGUGUGGCUGUUCAUUGUACCUGUUGAUUACCAGCUUAUCCUGGAAAUAUUUGACUUUGAUGUGUUUGAGAGCCAUGACUCUGCAGCCCAAUACUCAGCCAUCUCUAAUUUUGAAGAGGAAGAAGCAGAUGAAGAGGCGACUGUCACCCCUGGCAGCUUUGCGGUAUAUGAAACUUCAUCGCCAGCUAAAGAUCCUUUGCUUCAGAGCGAAGGGGAUGUCACAAAGACUCAACAGUCCUCCCAAGAUAGCGAGGACAAGCAAGUAGUGGUCCAGGAACAGUCCACAAAGAUGGAAAUUACCAAAGUCUCAAAUUCUGCCAAAAGAUCUGCAGAUGCCUCCUCUGGCUUAUCUUCAGCACCUCCUUCCUCUCUCCUCUUACCUGGGGCUGUGCCUUCAAGAGACAAGAUCGUUAACUCCGCCUCCUUGUCUCACCUUAGGGGAGACCCCAACCCAAGUUCUAACCCAAGCACAGUUGUGGAGGAGACCACCCUUGCCUCACUACACAUCACUGACAGUCCAGCUGUGAGUCCUGAAACGCAGCAGUCAGUGCUUGACGCCUGCCCUCAUGAUGUCCUCUACAUCUCAGACCUCAUCACCUUUUCGUCCAGGUUCUGUGGGUCCAACCGCCCUCCCAGCAGCCAGCUGGUUUUCGGCUCCAACCAGGAGAUGGUGGAGGUCAUCAUGGAGCUUAUCACUACAACACACUGGGGCCGUGGCUUUGCUUUGCUCUUCCACUACCACAACCUGACUGAGCCAGGAGGGGACCUCCGUUCCUCUGCUCCUACAGCCAGCAAGGUAGACUCUCUGCUGGCUGCUGUGAGCGGAGCUGCCUUCUUCGCUCUGAUACUUACAAGUGCCCUCUGCAUCAUUUUCAGACCCAAACUGUGUCCGAAAAGAGCCAGCUCCUGCGCGUCCAGCAACUCCGAGGUGCCAGAGGGCGUCCAUACCACAGGGGCUGAGGUCAGUGAGCUGCAACUGAUGGCUGAGAAUCAGACCAACCUGGGGACGACCACAGACCAGGGCAACAACAACGACAGCCCGCCACACACAGUCAGUGCUUCCAUCGACAUUUCCCAGAAUGCAGAGGUGGACCUUUCCUGCAGCGGGUUGACUGAACUCGACCUUGGUGCCGAUGAGGUUUUCAUUGUAUCUUCAGCCCCCAGCCCAAGCAGGCUACCCUUCUCACCUCACACGCAGCGGGAGAGGUUUCUUCGACACAGUGACACUGGUCCCAGCCCUGCAGGUGAUUGGCCCUCGCUAGACUCCACCACCUCACCCACUAGUGCCAGUUCUGCCAGGGACGGUGGCAGUGGCUGUGCCAGGCCGAGAGCCUGGAGCGUACGCACGUUCCAGGACUUCCUCCCUCCGCUGCCACAGCUGCAUAAGAAGUGGUGCAGCUGGAACUCCACCAGUCCCUUCACCAAGCUCGUGGACAGCAACCCAUCCAGUUUGACAGGUGACUGCAGGGGAGAAGACAGCAGGAAGGUCUUCUCCGACAUUCACUUGGACCACAAGGCAGACACGAGCACCAUCUCGGACUCAUCCAUCAGCAACGCCUCCUACCCUAUGACCCAGUCUGCCCAGCGGCAGCGGCGUCUCAGCUCCACCAGCAACCUGCGGCGCUCGCGCUUCCCCGGCCCGUGCUUCGGCCUCCUCUCUGGUGCAGCAGACCCGGUGAAGGCCCCUGGGGCUCCUCAGUCCCAGGGAUCACCCUCAGAGCCCAGCUCCGGAUCAUCUUCCUCCCCCCAGUGUCAGAUGGAGGGCGGCCAGGCCAUGAACAGGCGUGAUUUCCCAGGCGAGGGUGAUCACGUCAGCGUGCCGGUGUUUGCCAUCUCUGAGGAGGAGGACCGGCAGCCUCUGGUCUCAGCUGAGCACCUGGAUCAGACCUCCGUCUCUACUGUGAUGAAUGGACUGUCGAGGGGAGCGUACGAGGGGAAGCGGGCUGCACCCGGAAGCACCAGCCACAGCCCGCAGAACCAGAGGGCCAGGCCUGAGUGGAGGCCAUGGGGGAGCCAGGCAUCAGGGGGGGUUGGUCCACUCCCUUCCAACACACCAGCCACCAUGACCGAGUCCAACACAGUCAGUGACCGCCCGCUGUGCCUCAGUCAGUCCACAGCGCUGUGCAGUGUGACCAACCAGAUGUGACCAGGCGGUGAAAGAGGAGGAACUCUGUUAGUGCCACUUUGAAAUCUAUAACCCACUUCUUUAAUUUCUGAAAUCAUCUUUUACAAAAAUUACUACAUAUUCUUCUCACUUUAGGUACCUGUUUUUAUAAAAGUUGUAUUUGGACAAAGAUGGAAUACUAUGCUGCUUACUAUGUCGAGGUACUGACUGCUGAGGUGUUAUGUGCCGGCAAAAUAUGAAUGAUUGCAAACGUGAACAUGAGUACUCCAUAACCCCGUCCCAACUCUUAGGAGCACUUUUAUACUAGAUUUAUUAACCAGUUUGAUGCUCUUUGUUGACUUAAUACUCCAACAGUUGCACUUUGAUUUCAGUAGCUCAUUCAUUGCCCUGUGUCUAAUUUCCUUAUUUCUUUAAUGUGCUUGUUCAUGUGGGUUCGUUAGCACAGGCUAUUAAAUGCAUAUACAGUUAUUAUCCAAGGUGUUCUGCAGAGCAUAGAUCACACAAUGUCAAUGUUGCAUCUGUGUAUGCAUACAGUAUGUACUCAUGACUGAAACUGGAAUAUUAAAGGGAAAUCAAAAUAAUGUAAAAGCAUAUAUAUAUAUAUAUAUAUAUAGCACUAAUCGAAAUGUAGUAUGAAUAGAGAAGUAGAAAUCACAAUAGAAUUAAAAUGAAUUAUGAAAUGUUAAG
Molecule: messenger RNA, 3038 nt
Organism: Platichthys flesus (European flounder)
Lineage: Eukaryota; Metazoa; Chordata; Actinopteri; Pleuronectiformes; Pleuronectidae
Exons: 7
Coding region: 48-2372 (774 amino acids)
Biological process (GO): negative regulation of inflammatory response
Source: RefSeq, a predicted model, not a curated record